AUGAUAUUCACUUCCUUGACCAGGUACCACUGGCACUACAAAACAUGGCAACGAUUGACGGCUGGAUACCUCAGAACAUUUGCGAAGAACAGGCUCCCAAAUAAUGAACUCAUAGGAUACGUCAUCAACGACAAACACCCUAAAAGCAUAAGGGUGGCUUGCGACAGGUAUAUGUACGUGGUUAGGUACAAGAAGACGUUCCGCAUGACCAAAAAGGUAUGGGCGCACGACGAACACAAAGAAGCAAAGCUGGGAGACAUCGUGAGGGUGCAGCCACUGGGGUAUCGUAUCGGGCCGUGGAAGACUUACGUGUUAUCUCGAGUUCUCCACGUACAGGAUCCAUAUCUCCGCGACGAGGAAAAUAAAGACAGCUUCUCAUAA
Messenger RNA from Babesia bigemina, 381 nucleotides. Its product is annotated as 30S ribosomal protein S17. Gene Ontology annotation, biological process: translation. Gene Ontology annotation, molecular function: structural constituent of ribosome. Bases 1 to 381 code for a protein of 126 amino acids. The transcript is spliced from 3 exons. Gene Ontology annotation, cellular component: ribosome; mitochondrion. NCBI's taxonomy places the organism in Eukaryota, Apicomplexa, Aconoidasida, Piroplasmida, Babesiidae. The record is from RefSeq and is a predicted model, not a curated record.